CUAUGAUCUUUUUUCCACCAAGUUUUCGCUUCUAUGCAUCCUCUUUUUUUUUGUUCCCGAGCCCUUUGUCCUUUUGCACCUCACGAGGUCACAAGGAUCGUAUCGUGCAGGACCAGCGCGGUCAGGAUCCGACAAUAGCCGAACAUGGAGAGGAUGGACGGGAGAGAGACCUAUUGGUGAACAAGCGCGGACUGUCGAUGGUGGUCCAAAAGAUGGAUGUCAGGGUACCGUUCAGAUCGGUGCCAACUAGUCUUUGGUCAGCCAGAUCGACUAGGCAUAAGAAGUAUGAGACAGUAGAGGUCGAACAGAUGCAACCAAAAUCGUCAUGGAUCUUGAAAUUCGUGGAACAAGAUUCCAGUGUUAGUAAAGCAGGCAUGAAACUAGCGGGAUCGCAAUGAUGAAAGCAUG
Exophiala xenobiotica is the source of this 408-nucleotide messenger RNA. RefSeq lists its product as uncharacterized. The annotation marks the transcript as partial. Lineage: Eukaryota; Fungi; Ascomycota; Eurotiomycetes; Chaetothyriales; Herpotrichiellaceae. The record is from RefSeq and is a predicted model, not a curated record. The transcript has a single exon.